Molecule: messenger RNA, 2718 nt
Organism: Paramormyrops kingsleyae
Lineage: Eukaryota; Metazoa; Chordata; Actinopteri; Osteoglossiformes; Mormyridae
Source: RefSeq, a predicted model, not a curated record
CUUCGCUGCACCAUUCGGAUGCAGAAUUAAAGAUGGCGGCCGCCUUGGUCCAAACGUGUCAUGUUUCUUGUUGCGCUAAUCGCACUCCACACGUUCUUUCUUGGGGAAGAGGGGGGUUAAUUGCUUUCGGAACUUGCAAUUCUGUUGCUCUGUAUGAUCCAAAGCGAAUAAGAAUCAUCUCCCUCCUGAAUGGACAUACUGGGAGGGUGAACGCAGUGCAGUGGAUACACAGAGAAGACUGUGGUCCAGAGACUCAUCUGGUAUCCGGAGGAUCUGACAAUCACGUUAUUGUUUGGGAGGCUCAAGAUGAACAGAAAAGUGUUCCGUUUGCCCUCUCUGCACAGUGCCUGGGCCACACUGCUCCAGUGUUUGCAGUGGAUGCCAUUUACCUGAAAGGGGAGGGAUCCUCACAGAUACUCAUAGCAUCUGCUGCUUCAGACUCCACUGUUAAAAUCUGGCUGUACCAGUGUAGCCAAGCUCAGUGCCUGCAGACGAUGCCCCUCGGCGGCGGCUUCGCGAUGGACGUGUCGCUAGGGCUGCUGCCAGGCUGUGCAGUUCCCAUUCUGGCCUGCGGGGGUGAUGACAACCGAGUCCACCUCUAUGUACAGCACGACAGAGAGUUUCAGAAGAUGCACUCGCUGCACGGACAUGAGGACUGGGUUCGGGGACUGCAGUGGGCUGCUGUCGAAGGGGGCAUUUUAUUGGCCAGCUGUGCUCAGGACUGCCUGAUACGGAUAUGGGGGGUGUUCGCUAAGGGGGCUGGUGACGACGACGACGACGGCGGCGAGGACGUGAUCGGGCUGAAGGAGGAUACCUUCGACGUGCAAGUGAACGACGGCGCAGCCCUGCGAUUCGCCGUGACCCUGGAGACGGUGCUCGCCGGCCAUGAGAACUGGGUCUACGGCAUACACUGGCAGCCUCCGCUCGUCACAGGUGGCAGCGUACAUCAACCCACCAGCUUGCUGUCUGCAUCUAUGGAUAAAACCAUGAUCCUGUGGGCUCCGGAUGAGGAGUCAGGUGUGUGGCUGGAGCAGGUGCGCGUUGGAGAGGUGGGGGGGAACACACUGGGAUUCUACGGCUGUCAGAUGAGCCCUGAUGGAUCCAUGAUUGUAGCACACGCCUUUCAUGGCGCUCUGCACCUCUGGCGCCGGGAUGAUGCUGACCAGGGGAACUGGACCCCAGGGGUGGUGAUAUCUGGACACUCCGGCGUGGUUCAGGACCUCAGCUGGGACCCCGAUGGAGAUUUCCUGGUUACUGUGGGCUCUGACCAGACAACCAGGAUGUUCACACCAUGGAAGCGGGACAGGCAAGCUGAGGUGACGUGGCACGAGGUUUCCCGGCCCCAGAUCCACGGUUACGACAUGCAGUGCCUCACCAUGGUGGGCCGCUUCCAGUUUGUGUCCGGGGCGGACGAGAAAGUGCUGCGUGCGUUCCGGGCCACGCGGAACUUUGUGGAGAACUUCGCCAGCAUCACGGGGGUGUGCCUGGACAAGCUGUUAGCUGACAGUGAAGCUUCCGGCCUUCCGGAAGGGGCCAGCAUUCCCGCCCUUGGCCUGUCCAACAAGGCCGUGUACCGAGGUGAUCUGGCGCCCCCGAGCGACAAAGCGGAGCAGGAGUUCAGCAGCGUGUCGGAUCAGUACCCGGAGUCUUACUUCCUCCCCCUCAGCCUGACAUGUCCGCCCCCAGAAGACCACCUGCUCCAGAAUACACUGUGGCCUGAGGUGCAGAAGCUGCCUGAGUUCCUCGAAAGCACUGCCCUCUUUCAGUCCAUCAUGCUGUCCUCCAUGUCAGCACACUGGUUCCAUGCAGACUGGAGACACCAUGCCUCCCGGCCGGAGCACGGCGCCAUCUUGCUGUGGAGCGUGUGCAGCUGGAGGCAGCUGCAGACCUUGGCCUUUCACAGCCUGACCGUCACGCAGAUGGCUUUCUCCCCCGACGGCUGCUUCCUGCUGGCCGUGUCCCGCGACAGGACCUGGUCGCUAUGGAAGCAGCAGGAUGCUGUACCUCCUGCCUCCGAGCCCACAUUCGCCCUCUGCGCCCACACGAGUAAGAACACGUCAGUACAUGCCCGCAUCAUCUGGUCAUGUGACUGGAGCCCAGACAGCAAGUACUUCGUCACAUCAAGCCGGGAUAAGAAGGUCAUCGUCUGGGGUGACUGCAGCCGCCUCCCUGCCACUGGGGAAAGCAGCCCCGCCUCCCUCAGUCCCUGCUCCUCCAUCCUGGACGUCGGCGACUCCUGCACGGCCGUCAGUUUCUGCCCCGUCUCCUGUCGCGACGGCAGUUACCUCCUGGCUGUGGGACUGGAGAGCGGGAGAAUCGCGCUGUUUACGUGGAGACCCCUGACCGACCCAUCUGCUGGAGGAGACUGGGCCGCUCGUGGAGAGCUGGACAGCUCCCAAAGUCACACCCUGACGGUGAAGAGACUCCGCUGGAGGCCCCGGAGGGGCCGUGCCGGCCAUGAGGACGAGGCUGGGGACAGUGGCUGGCUCCAGCUAGCCAGCGCUGGCGCUGACCACUCCGUUAAAAUAUUCAACGUCAACAGCCUGGCUCUGUAGGGCUCCGCUCCCUGCUGGCAGGGGUCGCAGUCUCGUCGGGCCAGAUCAAGGAGACCCAUCUACGGACAUUUUACAAAAUACCAGAAUGUCCUCGGUUGGGGCUAGACCGGUUUUGUAUAUUGUUGUGAAGCAGGAAAAUAAAUCAAAGGUUAUGUAAAUAUGA